UGGGCUUACGCUGCUGACUCUAUUGUCUCCGCUCCGCCCAGUCCCGGGAGAGGGAAGCGCAGUGGAGGUUCUGUGGAGACAAAGCUGGAACCCCUGAAGGGACAGGGAGCAGCCGAGGUUGGGGGGCGUGGAGCGCCUGAGUGCAGGGCUGCAGCCCAUAAUUGGGGAGCAGUCGAGAGGGGGAGGUUCACCAUAGGCAAGGUCCGCACCCGCCGGGAUCGGGGCUGGUCCCGAGGAGGGCUUGGGGCGGCCGUGCGAUGUUUGGGGCCCGGUGCCUGGUCCGAGCCCUGCGCUCCUGUUCCUCCACUCCCUGCCCGAGACACAAACCUUCAUCCAGACUGAACGUGCGGGAUGCCCUUGGGGCCCAGAACACGAUUGGGGAGCGCGUUAAGGUUCAGGGAUGGAUUCGUUCAGUCCGAUCCCAGAAGGAAGUAUUGUUCCUGCAUAUUAAUGAUGGAUCAUCUUUGGAAAGCCUUCAGGUUGUAGCAGAUUCAAGCUUUGAUAGUAGAGAACUGGCUUUUGGGAGUUCUGUGGAAGUUCAAGGGCAGCUGGUAAAAAGUCCAUCCAAAAAGCAAAAUGUGGAACUGAAGGCAGAAAAAAUUGAAGUUGUUGGAAAUUGCGAUGCCAAGGCUUUCCCUUUGAAAUAUAAAGAGAGGCAUCCUUUGGAGUAUCUGAGACAAUACCCUCACCUUAGAUGUAGAACUAAUGCUCUGGCUUCUAUACUGAGGGUUCGCAGUGAAGCCACGGCUGCUAUUCAUUCUUUCUUUAAGGACAGUGGCUUUGUGCAUAUUCAUACUCCAAUAAUCACAUCCAAUGACUGUGAGGGGGCUGGAGAACUGUUCCAAGUUGAACCUUCAAGCAAAAUUAAGGUGCCUGAGGAGAAUUUCUUCAAUGUUCCUGCUUUCUUAACUGUUUCGGGACAACUUCACCUAGAAGUGAUGUCAGGAGCUUUUACUCAAGUGUUUACCUUUGGUCCAACAUUCCGAGCAGAGAAUUCUCAGAGCCGGAGACACCUGGCAGAGUUUUAUAUGGUAGAAGCAGAGAUUUCUUUUGUUGAGAGUCUUCAAGAUCUCAUGCAGGUUAUGGAGGGACUCUUCAAGACUACAACAAUGAUGGUUCUCUCAAACUGUCCUGAAGAUGUUGAACUCUGUCACAAGUUCAUAGCUCCUGGCCAAAAGGACAGAUUAGAACAUAUGCUAAAAAACAACUUUUUAAUCAUUUCUUACACUGAAGCAAUAGAGAUCUUAAAGCAGGCAUCUCAGAACUUCACCUUCACCCCAGAGUGGGGUGUCGAUCUACACACCGAACAUGAGAAGUACCUGGUGAAGCACUGUGGCAGCAUACCAGUCUUUGUCAUUAAUUAUCCAUUAGCACUCAAGCCUUUCUACAUGAGGGAUAAUGAAGAUGGGCCUCAGCACACAGUUGCCGCUAUUGAUCUUCUCGUUCCUGGGGUUGGAGAGCUCUUUGGAGGAAGCCUCAGAGAGGAGCGGUACCAUUUCUUAGAGCAGCGACUGGCCAGAUCAGGAUUAACAGAAGCCUACCAAUGGUAUCUGGACCUCCGUCGAUUUGGAUCUGUUCCCCAUGGAGGUUUUGGGAUGGGAUUUGAACGCUAUCUGCAGUGCAUCUUGGGAAUUGACAAUAUCAAAGAUGUUAUCCCUUUUCCAAGAUUUACUCAUUCAUGUAUUUUAUAGCUGGAAGACUGGGUAAGGAAAAUCACCCCAUGCCAGAGGUACUGCAUGUGAAUAUGGAUACAGGAGACUGCAUGUUUGGCUUUUAGAAAUGGAGAGGUUUUGGGUGUGUAACUUUCAUGCCAUAAGAUAGCGCAUAUGAAAAACAGAAGUGAUUAUGAUUUUCUUAGAAAGUUGAGAGCAUUUUAUGAAAAAGAUGAACUCCCUCAAGAAGAGGAGCUUGUGGCAGGCAGAAUCUCCAAUCUAUUACACCAAUGAAGAAGAAAUGGGGAGGCUGCGCUGUGGUCUCAGAGGUCCUUUCAAACUCUCAAGACACGACGAGAUAAUGUAUUUUAAUUUGUCUUUAAUCAUUAGAUCACUGCCCCGUGUGACCUUUGAGAACCACUAGUAGCUAAAAAGAAGGUAUUGUUGGAUCUUUUUUCAUGUGCCAUUUAACCUAUGAUAAAUUCCCAUUUAUUUUCAUCACUUUACUAGAUAUCACAGAAGAAAAUAUUCUCUUGGGGGUCCUAAUUGAGUUAAUAAAGUUACUAUUCUGAAUUGAAA
This is a messenger RNA of Lontra canadensis (Northern American river otter), 2231 nucleotides long. It is a transcript of the gene NARS2, whose product is annotated as asparaginyl-tRNA synthetase 2, mitochondrial. Gene Ontology annotation, biological process: asparaginyl-tRNA aminoacylation. Bases 258 to 1691 code for a protein of 477 amino acids. Gene Ontology annotation, cellular component: mitochondrion. NCBI's taxonomy places the organism in Eukaryota, Metazoa, Chordata, Mammalia, Carnivora, Mustelidae. The transcript has 14 exons. Gene Ontology annotation, molecular function: ATP binding; asparagine-tRNA ligase activity; nucleic acid binding. The record is from RefSeq and is a predicted model, not a curated record.